This is a messenger RNA of Parus major (Great Tit), 1531 nucleotides long. RefSeq names its product guanylate kinase 1 (gene GUK1). Gene Ontology annotation, cellular component: cytosol. Gene Ontology annotation, molecular function: GMP kinase activity. Bases 861 to 1427 code for a protein of 188 amino acids. The transcript has 7 exons. Lineage: Eukaryota; Metazoa; Chordata; Aves; Passeriformes; Paridae. Gene Ontology annotation, biological process: purine nucleotide metabolic process. The record is from RefSeq and is a predicted model, not a curated record.
GGUGCCGAAACCUUCUCAAGGGCUGUGGAUAGAGGGGGUCUAAGCAGCCCAAGAAGCUCGGUCGCUCACGGGGGUCUUCGGCUGAGGGGCCUCGGGGCGUUCAGCCCCUCACGGGGGGCCUGGAAUAAGGAGUCCUGGCCGGCUCCGGGGUUCUCAGCCUCUCACAAGGGCCCUUGGCUGAGGGGACCCAACCUGCUCUGGGGUGCCGGGCUCCUCGCGGGGCUCCCCUGCUGAGGGGUCCCGGGGUGCUCAGCCCCUCUCGGGGCCCUGGAUUGAGGAGUCCUGGCUGGCUUUGUGGUGCUCAGCCCCUCACAAAGGUCUUGGGCUAGGGGGCUCCAGCAGGCCCCAGGAUGCUCAGCGGGUCACAGGGUCCUGCACUGAGAGCCCUCAGCCCCUCAUGGGAGCCCUGAGCUAAGGGGUCCCAGCUGGCCCCAGCUGUUGAGUGCCUCUUAGGGGUCCUCAGUCCCUCGGCUGGGGUGUCCCGGGACACUGAGGUGCCGACCUGGGGGUGCUGAUCCCCCACGGGACCCCCUGGAUGAGGGGACUGACACCGGCCCCGGGGAGGCUGAGCUCCCCCCUGAUCCGCUGCACCCUGCAUGUCCUGUAUUAUCCAUGUGGGAUGGCUGAGGGGGUUGGGACAGGUCACAGCCCCACAGGGCUGUCCCUGGGCUGGCUGUGUCCCCUUCCCAACAUCCCAACACCGGGUUCCCAUCGCUGAGCUGCUCCAGGGUGGCUCCAAGGUGUCCCUGCUUGGAUAAGACAGGGAUGUGGAAUCAGGUUGGGUUUGUGGGCACCGUGGGGUACGGUGAGGUAAGAGAGGUUUAGGGAUAAGCAUCCUUCAGGUAUCCAAAAACAAACACAUGUGGGCAAGUGGAUGGCAAAACCACACCUGUGUGAGCUUCACCUCUGUAGAGGUUUUCCCAGUCAUGCAGGGACCAAGGCCAGUGGUUCUGAGUGGCCCAUCGGGUGCAGGGAAAAGCACUUUGUUAAAGAAAUUGCUCAAAGAUUAUGAGAACAUCUUCGGCUUCAGCGUCUCCCAUACCACAAGGCAGCCAAGACCUGGAGAAGUGAAUGGCAAAGAUUAUCACUUUGUGACCAGAGAGGAAAUGCAGAAGGAAAUUGAUGCUGGUGAAUUUAUCGAGCACGCGGAAUUCUCUGGGAAUAUGUACGGGACAAGUAAAGGAGCUGUGCAGGCCGUGCAGGCCCAGAACCAGAUCUGUGUCCUCGACAUCGACAUCCAGGGCGUGAAGAACAUCAAGAAGACGGAGCUGAACCCCAUCUACAUCUCGGUGCAGCCGCCGUCCAUUGAGAUCCUGUACAUCAGGCAGGCUCUGUUUCUCGUUGAGUUUGUGGAGGAGGAAGCCAGCAGCACCAGAUGCCAGAGCACAGCAGAGAGAUCUCAUUUCCAGCAGUACCUGGAAAAAUAAAUAAAUGAGAGGGAGGAGAAACGACUACGGGACCGAAAGACUGAGACAGAGGAGAGUUUACAGAAGCGUUUGACUGCAGCCCGUGUGGACCUGGAGCUCAGUAA